UGAGAUAACAAACAGUCCAGGAGAGAUAUGCGCAUUGCAAAUUAGGCAUCAUUCGACAGCCAUCAAACAGAAAAGGCAAGAGGUUCCAGCACACACCCUCCACAGCGAUAAGCCUUCCUGGAAACUUCUCUUCGUAAUUCUGUAAUCAUUAACGUUCUGCACUUAGGGACGAGUCUGAAGGACUUAAAGCACCACAAGGAACAAGCACUGGAGAAGAGCUGAGGAGAAGCAUCAAUCCUCCUGAGUGAAAUGCAAAAGAGGUGACAAUGGGGUCCACAGCAUUGCAUAUACUUCUCUGGCUUCUAAGUGCAUUCACUCUUACGACACAAGAGCUGGCGAGAUUAAGUGUGAGUUCCGAGAUUACAGCAGAGUGUGGGAAACAGGUAACCCUAAACUGCGACGUGUCCUCAUCAAGAAAUGGACUAUCAGUCAUACGUAUGGAGUGGUCCCAAAACAAAACAACCCUAUGUUCUGUGGACAGUGAAGGAAACAUUACCACACACCCCAGACACACUCUAAGUGACUUCCAUUGUGAGUAUAAACAUGGACAAUUGUCCCUCAUCUUUCAAAAAGCGCAGCCACUGGGGAGCGGAAACUCAAAGCGCUACAUGUGCAAGCUACAAUCCAACCAGGGAGCUCUGCAUGGAUAUACAAGAGUGGAGUUACAAGAGUGUUGUGGGAGCAUUAAGGGUAUUUUGAGUCAUGACGGUCCCGCCUGCACCUUCAAACAUGUCUACCCAGACGGAGAUGUGCACUGGUUUCAUGGCUCCCACAAUCUCUCAGAUGGGCAUUACACUACUAAAAGUGUGGACAAAGACGGUUGGCUGACUAUCCAUAGUCACCUGAAGCGGAAAAGUUCAGAUGUGUCCUAUAGCUGUUUCUUGAAGAGCACCACAUCUGGUAGAUACAUUGCCAGCACUUUGGUUCAGAAGCCUGAAUUCUUGGUGAGGGGAACUGGAGCGCAGGGAUCUACAGACCCGGACAGGAAUGGAGUUGGAUCACAGAGACCUAUGAGGACAUUUGUGUGUAUUUCAAUAUUGCUUGCUGUCACACUGAAAUAAUGGAUUUGUAAGUAAAUCCACAUCAUGGAGUGUGAUAAGACAUUAGGGUAAAGCGGCUGCAAAAAACAAUCAAAAGAAAAAUUGUACCAUGUAAACAAUUUAACCUGAUGACUUUCUUUCUGUGUUCUUUCUGCGCAUUCCCUCCGCCUUGAUGUAAAUGCUUGGGCACAUACGUUUCUCCACUUCCAAAAAAUGGUGACUUGCAAGCUGAACUGGACCUCUGCUGAGAGUUUGUUUUUCAUACACACUCUUAAAGAACUGAACAUUAUUGGACGCCUAGAUUGUAAGAAAAAUAAGAAAUAAUGCCCUAUUCAAACAAGUCCACGAAAACAUUAACGAAGCUAGGAUAGACCGAAAUGUUGAACAAAUUAAAAACCACUGGAAAACUUUGAAGAACACCUAUUACAAGGCUACACAGCUGUUCUGAUUAAAUGCGUCGCCGCAUGUAAACACCAGACCGUAUUAUUUCAUAUCCCAUGUAAACAGUUGGCCCGAAAUCUUCAAUCAGAAUGAAAAAAAGUGCAAGUAACAGCAGCUAUUGAUUAGGAACAACGGUAGUGAGAUUCAUGUAAUUUUUCAAAGUCCAGGGCAACAGCACUCCCAGUUAAGUGAGUCAUCUUUCAUGGUCCAAAGGUUUAAUAUUCUGCCCUUUAGCUCUUGGCUGAAGUGAACAAGGAAAUUACAGACUGUUGCUAAUAAUCAUUACACUGCGUAAAAUUCAUUUUUUGUUUUGUUUUGAUAGAGAGUCACCGAUGAGGGAGCAGAGUGUAUUGGUACACUCUUUCAGAAAAUAACAAACACACACACACACACACACACACACACACACAACCACACAGAGAAACAGACUCUCAUACAACUGCAAAUGUUCACGGAGUCCUUUUGGCUACUGGUUCAAUUCAGCCUUGAGCCAUAAACCUAGCCACAGAUUAUUUUCAGGAGUACGUGUAUGUGUCGACUAUGUGUCUGACCUGAUUCUACAGGAAGGUUGUCUAUGUGUGACUGCUGUGUGAAUGCACACUUUCUACAAGAAUACCAUGAAAAGAAAAUCUGUCCAUCUUGAACAGAAUGAAAAGACCUCAAAAGAUGGGCUCUGUCGUGAAUUCCCCUCAGAAACACAGAAGCCUUUGUGUGCGAAAUAUCAAACAGCUGGACACAGGAACUCUUCAGUCUGUGGUUUGUGGAUGGACGCUGCCCUCUGGUGAACUAGUUGUGAUCAGUACGACAUGUAGCUGCUGCUGUGCAACUAACUUGUCUCAGGGGCAGUGGACUGUCCACAUGGAGGGCAAAAUGGGUGCAUUUAAAGGGUUGGUUUACCUAAAAUAAAACAUUUUGCACUUACCUCUAGUGGUAUGUGGUAAUGCAGACAGCUUUGGUUCGUGAUAAGCCCUUGUACAAUGUGGUGCUCACAGAAUGUAAGUAUUACCUUUUAAAAAAUCAACAGUCAACAGUUUUCAUAGGAACAAUUUUUCUCUAGCGAGUAGUUCCAAAGCACACAGUCCACAGUGAGGUCUGUUGAUUAUCCAGAGUCCUGGGAACACUGUUUAUGGAAAGAAAUGUUCCUGUUGAAUUUAUUUAAAUAUUAUUCAAUGCUCUCAGCACCAGAAAUGAAAUUCCAUUCUCCUGAUUUUUAUUGCUGUGGUGGCAGAAAUCUCAGAGAUGGAUAUCUCAAACCUGUGCAAACAAGCCAAAACUAUCUGCAUGGCUACAUACCACUAGAGGUGAAUGAGGAAAUAUGUUUGUUUGUUUUGUUUUUUUGCGCACACUAAGUUAUAGUUAUGUACAAAACUGAAUAUAUAAUAAUAUGUAGCUCAAAGCUGGAGGACAAUCCCAGCUCCAAGGCUAAAACUCUGCUUUUUUAACGCCUCAGUGCGCCCUCUCUCUUCAGACAGGACAUUUGAGAGCAGUUUCAAGUCAGAAAGACUCUCUGCUAAUGGUGUUGCUAAAUCAGUGCCACGCAGGGGCAGGUUGAGCUUUUAGCAAGAUGUUGCUGCGGCUGAGAGCCCACUGAAUAAAGGAAUACAAGGUCACCUUGACUUUUCCGGUGCACAUGGAUGCAUCCAGACACAGGCAUGACAAACAACACACACACACACACACACACACACACACACACACACACACACACUCUCUCACACCAGUUCAGAUACACUGAAAAUAUUUGAAUAUUUAUGUUGUUGUCUUUAAUGUGUGUUGUGGAAUGAUAUUCUCAAAAGCAUAAUUUUGAGAAAUAUUUCUACUGACAAAAUGAGAUAUACUAUACACUAUAUAUACUCUUCUUAUGCCUACCAUAUAUUUGGCACUGCAAAAUUAAAGCAGUUUACAUCAAUGGUCACAAAACAUAAUGCUUAGUGAUUAUUCAAAAUGGAUGUAGGAUAUUUAAUUAACUUAACAAUCACAGUGCCGUGCUUUAAAGGGAGCUGUUUGAUCAUUUAUUACAUUAUGACACUAAUGUGAAUGCUGCUUACAGGCAUGUUUUUGAUUUGUUAUACCAAUAGUAAUGUCUCUUUCCUGUUGGAUGCACAACAGAGGAAGUUUAAAUGAAUCACUGUAAGUAGUUUUGAUUGUUUAAAGUAACGCUUUUCAAUCACUGAGUUGUGGUUUUGUUUUAAACACCUGCACAUCUUUACAAGCAGGAGAAACCAGUUAAGGGCUCCAAAACAUCAGAUUUAGCCUCAAGCAUGUAAACAUUAGCAAAGUUAGGAACCUCCUCCUUUUUUGAUUUGUUGUGUUUUUAUAAACUUUUAUACUUACUUAUUCUUAGUAAGUAAUAACUGCUUUAAGCUGUCAGAAUGGAACCUUGAAAGGGAUAUAAAGAACAUUUAUAAAAAAAAAAAUUCUUCAUGACAAUAAUAGACUGAGACAGAGGUCAUAGUUUAUUCAUGUCAUGAUGUGAUGAAGGCUUCUCCUUAAUCUACUGGCUUGGAUUGAACCUCAUUUGUAUGUCGCUUUGGACAAAGGCAUCUGCAAAAUGAAUAAAUGUAAAUAUAAAGUAAAUGCAUCCUAAAGAAGUGGGCUAAAACUUUAGAACUUGAAAUAAAAGACUGAACUGGA
Siniperca chuatsi (mandarin fish) is the source of this 4115-nucleotide messenger RNA. RefSeq lists its product as uncharacterized. The coding region runs from base 267 to 1061 and encodes 264 amino acids. The transcript has 5 exons. Lineage: Eukaryota; Metazoa; Chordata; Actinopteri; Centrarchiformes; Sinipercidae. The record is from RefSeq and is a predicted model, not a curated record.